AUGGCAGACAAGCCCGCAGUACAAGCAGCCCUCAACGUGAAUGACCUCUUCUCAGUCCUAGGCAUCACAGAAGGCGGCACAGGACAGGCAUCGGCCUCAUCAUGGCGCGCGCCUUCGCCUCGGCGGGCACCGGCUCGACGUGCUCCAGGACGCCGUCACGGUGAAACCCCAGCCCUAUUCGGCCGUGCUCGUCCCGCUCUACUGCGACGUGACCUCCACGUGGCCUCCAAGGUCUGUCUCGAGAGCGUCGUGUCUGUCGCCGAGAAGGACGUCAGAUAUCUGAAUCUGUUGGUCUGCAACGCCGGCACGAGUGGGUCGCAGGUGAGGGCCGCGUUUUCUGAGAAAAAGGCUGCUGGGAAGGAGGUGACGCUCGAGGAGUGGAGGGAUGCAGAUGGGGACUGCGCCGAGGGGUUAUGUGUAUGGAACGAGCAAGCGGCGGCGACGCAUAUUGCCAAGAUGUUGAGCCUUGCGUUGCCUCAAUGGGGGAUUCGGGCGAAUCGCAUCUGUCCCGAUUGCUUCAGGGGGUUCCAUGGAGGGCGAAGCAUCAUCUCGAUGAACAAGAGUGUCUUCCCCCUGGGUCGCGUGGGUACCGAGGCAGACAUGGCGGGCCAGAUUCUGUAUCUUGCGUCUCGGGCAGGUGCCUACCUGAACGGGAACGCCAUUCUUGUGGUCGGCGGGCGGUUGGAAACAUUCCCAAGUGCCGGAUAUUGA
Messenger RNA from Parathielavia appendiculata, 711 nucleotides. RefSeq lists its product as uncharacterized. The coding region runs from base 1 to 711 and encodes 236 amino acids. The record is from RefSeq and is a predicted model, not a curated record. The transcript has 5 exons. NCBI's taxonomy places the organism in Eukaryota, Fungi, Ascomycota, Sordariomycetes, Sordariales, Chaetomiaceae.